This is a messenger RNA of Plasmopara halstedii, 879 nucleotides long. RefSeq names its product proteasome activator subunit 1. Gene Ontology annotation, molecular function: endopeptidase activator activity. The transcript is spliced from 2 exons. Gene Ontology annotation, cellular component: proteasome activator complex; cytoplasm; nucleoplasm. Gene Ontology annotation, biological process: regulation of proteasomal protein catabolic process; regulation of G1/S transition of mitotic cell cycle; positive regulation of endopeptidase activity. Lineage: Eukaryota; Oomycota; Peronosporomycetes; Peronosporales; Peronosporaceae. The record is from RefSeq and is a predicted model, not a curated record. Bases 1 to 879 code for a protein of 292 amino acids.
AUGAGUGAGUACAAGAAAAGCGUUGCUUCCUCGGGUGCCGCACUAUUGUCGGAAUUGCCGCAGCGCGUGGCACAUGUGCACACGUUGGUACAGCAAUAUGCAAGUGAGCGAGCACCAUCUAAGCUGCGUGCUAAGUUUGCACAGAUGGUGCUAGCAGCUCCAGCUUCUGUGAGCUCAAAUGGGGACGUACAGGCGCUGCUAGCAGUUGUUGGGGACGAGGUGGCGCAACUCAUGAGCUCUAUCCAGCUGCUGCAGGUUUGGAUCCAGCUUUUGGUACCAAAGGUUGAAGAUGGUAACAAUUUUGGCGUCGAGGUGCAAAAGUACGCGUACGUGCAUCUAAAAGAGGCGUUGGAGAAGUGGCAAAAGACAUGGGAUUCACUCGCCGACUAUAGCUCUGCACGUGCAACAGCAGUGGAAAAACUUAACGCCAAGGUCAACUCCGAGACGAGUACGACUACCACCGUCACUUCGUCGAAAGGCGGCAAGGAAGGCGACGAGGAGAAGAGCGUCACGGCUAAAGUAGAGAAGCAGAGCAACACUGGCAACAAGGCACCAGAAGACGCUCUUGCCGCUGUCGUGGAGAUUGACAUCAAGUGGUACUUCAACUUGCUGCGCGCACUCGAAGGCGUGCGCGACCAAUACGCUGUAACGGAGGACGUCAUCAACAAGAACAAGGAGAAAAUUGAACUGCCGCGUGACAUGUUAUGGAUUGGGUAUGCAAUGAACACGUUGCCCUCGGAACAUAGAAGUGCCGAAGAAGUAGCUGCUAAGCUCUCACUACGUAAAACACAAGCUUUUACAUUUAGAGCAGAAUACAUUUAUCUUGCUAUGGGGCAAGGUGCAACUGUGAAACUGUGCGAUUUUGCGAAGUUCCUGUGA